Aedes albopictus (Asian tiger mosquito) is the source of this 867-nucleotide messenger RNA. RefSeq lists its product as uncharacterized. The record is from RefSeq and is a predicted model, not a curated record. Lineage: Eukaryota; Metazoa; Arthropoda; Insecta; Diptera; Culicidae. The transcript is spliced from 2 exons. The coding region runs from base 1 to 867 and encodes 288 amino acids.
AUGAACACCUCUAUCGAAAACUUCACCGCAGUCGUUAAGGACGCUGCCGAAGUGGCGAUCCCAAGAACCAGCGAACAGCCAGGGCGCAAAGCGCUCCCUUGGUGGAGUGAGGAAAUCAAAGCGACUGUCAAGAGAAGAAGAAGAGCCCUUCGGGCUGUUAAGCGGUUACCGGCGGACCACCCUGGAAAGCAGGAGGCUCUCGAAGCCUAUCGAGCCCUCCACCUUCAAUACCCCCCAGCGGUUGCUGAAGGGCUAGCCGAAUAUUUCGCCGAGCUCGUCGCCUUCGACCGGUACACCGAUAGUUUCCAGCACCGAAUCCGUGAUCUCCCGGGAAUCAGCAACUUCCCGAUACCGGUUGACCUGAAUAACGACCCGCUAAACCAGCCUUUUCCGUUCAGGGAACAGGGCUUUCAUCCAGGGAUGAGCAACGGAAAAUCGUCUGGGCCCGAUAACAUCGGGUACCCAAUGCUGAAACACCUCCCCGCGUCGGCCAAAACCUCUUUCCUCGAACUCGUCAACCAAAUGUGGAGGGAGAACUCCUUCCUCCAAGACUGGAGGAAGAGCAUAGUCAUCCCGAUUCCGAAAGCCAAGAUCAACACUCGAGACCCGACUAAAUACCGACCGAUCUCCCUCACUAGCUGUGUUGGGAAGGUCGUUGAAAGAAUGGUAAACCGACGGUUUCGUGAGAAGCUAGAAGCUGAAAACCGCUUCGAGCACCACCAGCAUGCUUUUCGUCCUGGAUACGGUACGGAUACGUACUUUGCGCAGCUCGAUCACCUGUUAAAAGAAGCCCACACGGAAGGACGGCACGCCGACAUAGUCUCCCUCGACAUCUCGAAAGCCUUUAACAGACAUGGACCCCACUAG